GUGUAGUGUAUGGACCUGGCGCUUCAUUCUGACAGGCGCUCAAGUCUCAGUCCUAUUGGGUCCAGCACUGAUGGGUGGACUGAAUAAAUAGCGAGUGAGAUGCGGGAGAGGAUGAGACGAGUGGAGGAGCAGCAGAGGAAGUAGGAGGCACAGUUCGUAGUAGCUGCUCAUAAAUCAAUGCAACCGUGCGUUAUAGCGGCAACUGGACUCCGACUGAGCAGCAUCUGAACUCUCUUUUCACUCAGAAGUUGUGGUCCUGCUUGCGCCUUUUUUUCGCCACUUUCCUGCCUGCCCUGUGAUCCAAGUUUGUCGGUGUGACCCUACCUAUCUGCUGCAAACAGGUUUCAAGAGGGAAACAUUCCCUGCACUUCCUCCGCUGCUUAUUUGAAUUGAUUGAAAGUCAAGAUGAUGAUAAUUAUUGCGGAGUUCUUCGUGGUCAUUUUGAAGGUGCUCUGGGCUUUUGUAACUGCCGGGGCGAAAUGGGUCGUGCGGCCAAAGGAGAAGAGCGUGGCGGGACAGGUGUGCGUGAUCACCGGGGCUGGAAGCGGCCUCGGGCGGCUCUUCGCCAAGGAGUUCGCCCGGAGACGAGCGAUACUGGUGUUAUGGGACAUAAACAGCCAAAGCAACGAGGAAACAGCGGAGAUGGUGCGGCAGAUAUACCACGAACUGGACACUCCUAUAACCAAAGACGGACCUGUUGGAGGGGUAGAGGAGGUCCCUCCUUUCCAGCCGCACGUCUACACCUAUGUGUGUGAUGUGGGAAAGCGGGAGAGUGUGUAUUCUACGGCUGAGAAGGUGCGUAGAGAGGUGGGAGAAGUGGACAUACUGAUCAACAAUGCCGGUGUCGUCUCUGGCCAUCACCUUCUGGAGUGCCCCGAUGAGCUGAUCGAGCGCACCAUGGUGGUCAACUGUCAUGCACACUUCUGGACCACCAAGGCGUUUCUCCCCAAGAUGCUGGAGCUGAAUCAUGGUCACAUUGUGACGGUUGCCAGCUCCCUGGGUUUAUUCAGCACAGCUGGAGUGGAGGAUUACUGCGCCAGUAAGUUCGGUGCCAUUGGGUUCCACGAGUCACUGAGCCAUGAGCUGAAGGCCUCAGAGAAGGAUGGCAUCAACAUGACUCUGGUGUGCCCUUACCUGGUCGACACGGGAAUGUUCAAAGGCUGCAGGAUAAGGAAGGAGAUUGAGCCUUUUCUGCCUCCCCUGAAGCCAGAGUUCUGUGUGAAACAGGCCAUGAGGGCCAUCCUCACUGACCAGCCCAUGAUCUGUACACCUCGCAUCGUCUAUAUGGUCAACUUCAUGAAAAGCAUCCUGCCCUUCGAGGCCAUUGUGUGCAUGUACCGGUUCCUAGGCGCCGACAAGUGCAUGUACCCCUUCCUAGCUCAAAGAAAGGAGGCCAUGAACAACAAUGAGGCGAAGAACGGGAUCUAGGGGGGGGGCACUGUUUGUAACACGAACAGAGGCACAUAAACCUGCAAGCAUGAGGAAACAACCACUGAGGAUGAAAAUGGGGAAGACGGAAGGAAGGAAAGACUGAAUCUAGACUGGUGCACUUGCAUUGAGAAAAUGCAAAGGUUUACCAUAUUGUUCCUCUGGAACAAAGAAAGCUGUGUACUACACAAAGGAUUUAUUUGACUUUGUUUUGUCUUUGUUUUGUUUUUUUUAAAGUUUGUUUAAAGAAACCAACAUCUAUAUUCUGUGUCACUAGUUUUGAAAUCAUACAGAAAAGGUAUCCAAUAAUUAACUAUUUACGUAAUGUAGUCACCAGCCUUAUCUAGUGUCAUUGUGGAAAUAUACAGUAUGUUACUGUACAAACAGUAAAAAAAAAAAAAAAGUUUUCACUUUUAUUUUAUUUUUGUAGACAUGCACUGUAAUUUCUGAUUUUUCUCUACACUGCCAGCAUUCUCUGUGUAGGAAGGUUCAACACAGCAACUACCCAACGUCUCCCCAUGCAGAGGCUCUUUUUCAGUCAGUCGGGAAUUUUGUUUGCAGCUUAACAUGGCUCUGGUUAUUGCUUCUGCCAUUUUAAAACAAAGCAAGAUGAAUAUUUCACCAUUUAAAAUUUACCAUAUUCUGUUGUUAAAUACUUAAGUUACAGACAUGUAGCUUAUAUGUUGAUAAUGAAGUCUACGCAUUCCAAAUGGGAAAUUUCAAGGCCAGAUUGUGGCUGACUUAAAUCUUCAACGUGGUUUCCAGUGUAAUGGGACUCAACAUUGUCCCUUUUAAUGGUCCUGUUAUUUCAGGUCUGUAAUGACUAAUCUCUCAAGUGGACGUGGACGAGGGAGUCAAUGUCCUGGGUUGAACUAGCAUGUGUGACACAUUCAGAAUGUACUGCUUUGGGAGAAAUUUGUCUUUAUUUUCAAGAUCUGUGGUGUUUAUAUUGUAAAUUUAUCUGUUACCAAUAUUAUUUGUUUAAAAAAAAAAAAACCCGACAUAGGCUGUAACUCCAGGUGAACCGCUGUCCCAAUACUGAUGUGUGGUUGAGGGAAAUGCAUUAGACACUAGCUUUCCAUUAUUCUUUCCAAAGUAAAACUCUCCUGUCCAUUGUCCGCCUUGUCCAGUUAAAGUGAAAUGUAAGUGUUUUAAUGUUGUGAAUACCCCAGUAUCCCAAAAUGACUGUCUCCACCAUAUUUGAUGUAUGAAUAUUUUAUAUACCCUUGGGACGACAAGAGUUUUUGAAAUUCAACUACAUUCCAAUAGGCAUCAUUUCUUCAGUCACAGUGAUGAGCCUAAAUUCUCUACCUCUUAAUUUUUGCCUUUUUUUUUGACAGUAUGACAUAAGCCUCUUUUUUUUUUUGUAAUUUUCUGAAGACUGCUCCAUAGCAGAGCAAAUGUGGUUCCAAUGUUUAGUGUCUCUACCUAACUUAAAUUAAUAAAAGUGAUUUAGAUUAUUAAA
Siniperca chuatsi (mandarin fish) is the source of this 2893-nucleotide messenger RNA. It is a transcript of the gene rdh10a, whose product is annotated as retinol dehydrogenase 10a. NCBI's taxonomy places the organism in Eukaryota, Metazoa, Chordata, Actinopteri, Centrarchiformes, Sinipercidae. Gene Ontology annotation, molecular function: oxidoreductase activity, acting on the CH-OH group of donors, NAD or NADP as acceptor. The transcript is spliced from 6 exons. The coding region runs from base 406 to 1428 and encodes 340 amino acids. The record is from RefSeq and is a predicted model, not a curated record. Gene Ontology annotation, cellular component: lipid droplet.